AUGCUACGCACCCAGGAAAUCCAAAUGACGUCACUUGAUCAAGACAGCAAGGUGAGAGUCAGUAAGCGGAUUCAGACGUAUAAGGACAUUUAUCCUGCUGUUCUAGUGUCUCAGAUCGAUGAGACCAUCCGCCUCGUAGGGCCAUGCAGGGACAGUUAUGAGAUGAAGCAGAGGCUCUUGAGCUCCAAGAGACAGGAGAAGCAGCUCGAUGUCCCGCCUGUCCCAAAGAGAGGAUGCCCCCAUCUAAUGGGAUUGUGACCCUGUCCCUAAAGCUGUGCUCUUUGCUGCUGCACCAGUUUACUCCUCCUUAAACUAGCAGGAUGACUGGGGGUGUGGAAGGGCUGUACAGGGGGGCUGCUGGAGGUCCUGUGCCCUCUACACCCACAUUCACAGGGGAAGAAGUAGCUCUGAGACCCGGGGAAAGUAAAGGAGUAGAAGGAGGUACUGAGGCAUGACAGGAAUGCAAUGGAACAGAGACCACAGAGGCCAGGAAGGGAUGCAAUGAAACAGAGGGCACAGAGAACAGGAAGGGAUGCAAUGGAACAGAGGGCACAGAGAACAGGAAGGAAUGCAAUGGAACAGAGGGCACAGAGAACAGGAAGGAAUGCAAUGGAACAGGGGGCACAGAGAACAGGAAGGAAUGCAAUGCAACAGAGGGCACAGAGAAAAGGAAGGAAUGCAAUGAAACAGGGGGCACAGAGAACAGGAAGGAAUGCAAUGGAACAGAGGGCACAGAGAACAGGAAGGAAUGCAAUGGAACAGAGGGCACAGAGAACAGGAAGGAAUGCAAUGCAACAGAGGGCACAGAGAAAAGGAAGGAAUGCAAUGAAACAGGGGGCACAGAGAACAGGAAGGAAUGCAAUGGAACAGAGGGCACAGAGAACAGGAAGGAAUGCAAUGAAACAGAGAGCACAGAGAACAGGAAGGAAUGCAAUGAAACAGAGGGCACAGAGAACAGGAAGGAAUGCAAUGAAACAGAGGGCACAGAGAACAGGAAGGAAUGCAAUGAAACAGAGGGCACAGAGAACAGGAAGGAAUGCAAUGAAACAGAGGGCACAGAGAACAGGAAGGAAUGCAAUGAAACAGAGGGCACAGAGAACAGGAAGGAAUGCAAUGAAACAGAGGGCACAGAGAACAGGAAGGAAUGCAAUGAAACAGAGGGCACAGAGAACAGGAAGGAAUGCAAUGAAACAGAGAGCACAGAGAACAGGAAGGAAUGCAAUGAAACAGAGGGCACAGAGAACAGGAAAGAAUGCAAUGAAACAGAGGGCACAGAGAACAGGAAGGAAUGCAAUGAAACAGAGGGCACAGAGAACAGGAAGGAAUGCAAUGAAACAGAGGGCACAGAGAACAGGAAGGAAUGCAAUGAAACAGAGGGCACAGAGAACAGGAAGGAAUGCAAUGAAACAGAGGGCACAGAGAACAGGAAGGAAUGCAAUGAAACAGAGCACAGAGAACAGGAAGGGAUGCAGUGGAACAGAGCACAGAGUCCAGGAAGGGAUGCAAUGCAACAUAGGGCACAGUGUUGUGGUUUUGGGAAGGGAUGUUGUGAUGUUGGGAAGGGAUGA
Messenger RNA from Coregonus sp. 'balchen', 1568 nucleotides. The record is from the annotation of a GenBank genome assembly. NCBI's taxonomy places the organism in Eukaryota, Metazoa, Chordata, Actinopteri, Salmoniformes, Salmonidae.